CUUUCGAUGCUACAUCACCACUCAUCUCGUAUUCGAGGCAGUGAUUGUGGAGCACAAGCUUGCGACUAUCGGAAUCCUUCAUGCAGAGUCGAAGCGCUUUUCGUGCCGCCCGCUCAGGCUCCUCACGUUGUUUAUAAGAUCAAGGCAAUAUCCGUUUUCUGGUCUUCCAUUCAACUUACAGUGCAACAUGACUUUCUUCCACCUCCUUACCGCAUUGGCGGCUGCAGCACCCGCACUAGCAGCCAUCUACCCUGUCUCCGUCCCUGCCGCUGCAGAUGGGUCGGCGUUCUUCCCAGGUACCCAAAGUGGUGUUGGAUCCUGGUACCGUGCGUCUUCGUCUCAAGACUCCACAAGUGGUACCGGGUGGUGCGGCAAGAAGUACACCGAUAGCGACCCUGUCAUCGCCGUGUAUUUCACGGCUAUGAGCGCAAACGAUGCAACCUACAACUCUGAUCAGAACGGCUGGAGGACCGCGACUAGAAAGUACUGCGGUCUGGAAGCUUUAGUAACCGAUCCGGCAACUGGCAAGCAGAAGCUCAUGUAUAUCGCUGACGCUUUUGACCCUCGCUAUGUCACUGGCAUGGGACACCCCAAAGCUUCUCUGGAUAUAAUGCUCAAUAGCUGGUCUGAGCUCUACGGGAAAAGUCCCAAUGGCAACAAGAAUCUCGUCAUCAACCCUGUGCAAUGGGUUCUUACUGGAAACAUAAACACUCAGUGGACUGCUGAUGGUGCUGUCUGGCCAACCAAGACGGGCGGUAUACAGACAAAGACAUCAACUUCUCCAGCGAAGACAUGCGAUUGGGGAUGUCUCGGAUGGGACUGCAGUGCCACAGUUCCCUGUCAAUCUCCCAAUGUAUGCGUCAGCGGAUAUUGCAGAAGCAGUGCUGCCACCACAACCGUGCCAACUUCGGCACCGACGUGCUCCUGGGGAUGCCUAGGUUGGGAUUGCGGCGCAUCUGUUCCUUGUCAGUCGCCCAACGUGUGUGUCAACAACUACUGCAGAGCCUCCGCCACUCCCAGCGCCUGCGCCGGAUGUGAAGGCUCUUCCUGCGGUGCCUCCACGGCUUGCAAUGCAGGUCUGACAUGUUUGAGCCCUGAAGGCGUUUGCAAAAAUGCUGCGUGCAAUUGGGGUUGUACCGGAUGGAGCUGCAGUGCUUCUAGUCCUUGCCAGCUGCCGAACAAGUGCGUAGGUGGUGUCUGCCAAUCCUCUUGAAUCCAUCUAGUCACGAGGUCGGCCUUCACGUAAGAUCUGGAGGUCGCCUGUAGGAAGAUAUCGAUUUCAACAAGAUUAACAGGCUCAUGCGGCAACUAAGAGAUCAGACACCAGCGGACCGUAGGUAUACAAGUCUGCAUA
Molecule: messenger RNA, 1354 nt
Organism: Aureobasidium subglaciale EXF-2481
Lineage: Eukaryota; Fungi; Ascomycota; Dothideomycetes; Dothideales; Saccotheciaceae
Exons: 6
Coding region: 188-1213 (341 amino acids)
Source: RefSeq, a predicted model, not a curated record